This is a messenger RNA of Toxoplasma gondii ME49, 2523 nucleotides long. RefSeq lists its product as hypothetical. The record is from RefSeq and is a predicted model, not a curated record. Bases 1 to 2523 code for a protein of 840 amino acids. Lineage: Eukaryota; Apicomplexa; Conoidasida; Eucoccidiorida; Sarcocystidae. The transcript is spliced from 3 exons.
AUGAUUUUCUCUCAGCCAUCCUGCCCGUACGGCUCGUACAUGAAUGAAGAUGGCAACUGCAUCUCCGUCGACAAAGUGCCCGCAGAACGCACUUGCCCGGCUGGCUAUCAGCCCUACGAGAAAGGGUGUUUGCGCCGGGACCUCAUUCAAGCCAUCCCGUUCUGUCCCUCUCGCGCGUUUCAAUUGUUCCAGCAUGGCUCCGAGUCGGAGUGCGUUAAACUGACCGAGGAAGAGCCUCUUUUCACGUGCAAAGAAGGCGUAUUCGAUUCCUCUCUCGGCCUCUGUAUCAAACACAGUGAGGAAGAGCCAACGGUGUCUUGUCCGCCAGGCUUCGAGCUCAACGAGACCGCUCACCAGUGUGAGCGCCGGCUCUUUGUCGACCCUGUCCCCUUUUGCGAGGAAGGCUGGGACCUGUCACCUGAUCCGGAAACGGGAUUGUUGACCUGCGUUUCCUUUUGGAGCCCACCGCCUGCUCGAGUGUGCCCCGAGGCGGACUACCACCUUGUAGGCGAUUCCUGUGUGCUGGAGAAACUCGCAGAUCCGCAGCCUGUCUGCCCCCAAGAAUUCGUCUACAAUCGCUGGGACGACAUGUGCCGUCGCGUGAGAGCGCAUGCGGCGACGCCUGUGUGUCGAGAAGGCUGGAAAUUCAUCAAGGAAACUGGAAAAUGCACGCUGGAGGAGGAGCCCACCUACCUCUGUCCAGACGGAGACAUGGACGGGCACCUACGGCCUCAGCUAGAAGCGGGGAAGCAGGGCGAGAGACCGCAGCACCUGUGGCCAGAAAAAAGCGAGAGAAGUGAAGAAGAGGACUCGGUAACCGGGAUUUUUGCCUCCGGCGCUGCCGCCAGGGGCCGACUGUGGGAUGCGGCUGUGCGGGCGCUGCAAGAAACUCCGUUCUUCGACCGACGCUCCAAAGGUCCUGGGAGUCCCCAGGCAGGAGCAGAAGCCCCGAGGGUCGCAGACCCAGCCAAGGCCGCGCAGUGCGCGACGGUGGAAACUCAGCCUCCACAAAUGGGCUGCGAACACGGAGAGUUGAUCUCGCUCCUCGCUUUAGAAGAAGGACGCCUAGACAUUUCAACCGACCACGACGCCUCACGGCAGGACGAUGAAAGUCCAAGAGUUCACUCUUUCCCCUCUCCUCUUUCCCUGGAGGCCCGCGACUCGCUCUUCCACGUCUUGAAUGAGGAGCGCCGCUUCUCCCAGGCCCCCGAACGUGACCAAGGGCAGACUCGGAAACCACACGUUACCCCCACAGAUGUCCCCGCUGACGAGGACCUUUCUGCUGUUUUUGCUUCUUCUUCUUUUCCUUCUUCUCCACCAGAUGCCUUGUCUUCUAUCGAGGAACCGAUCCCUAGUUCGACGUCGCCUUCGCGCCUGAAGAUGUUGAACCUUCGCCGACCGCUGAGCGCUCUGGGCCGGAGCGCUGGGGCUCAGGCCCUCGACGACGAGCGCGAGGACCGAGAAAAACGUGAGAGAAAAGCGAAGCGAGAAGAUACCGGAGAGGUCCUUGCACCGCCAGAGGGCGGAACGCUAGCGGCUGACGAAGGCCAGGCUGUUGAUCGAAGGGGUGAAGCAAAGCCGUCAGAGAAUGGAAAAAAGCGAGCGCCGCCUGGAGCGUCUGGAGACCUGAGUCUGCGCCGAGGGGGGCGACCUGGGGAUGGCAGCGACACGGGAGAGGCAGACAGACGCCUGCUGGCGACAGGCCCACCCGGGACGAAGGAUCCUUCCAAUAACGGUCGACGCGAAAAGGCAAGAGAAACGCAAGAGCAAAGAGCCCCGUCGACCACGCGUCUCGAUUCGCACUUGGCAGGCCACCUGCCGACUGCAGGCCGGGGAGAAAAGCAUCCUCAAAAAGACCUCAAAGACUCCGAGAAUCGCGCGGCGCCGUCCCCAAACGGAUCCGCGCCUUUUCGUGCGACAGCGAGUGCCUCCAGUGGCGGCUCCGCGAAGACGGCGGCUCUCACGCAGCGAGCAUCUCUGGGGCUUCACCGGCUUCCUCGGUUGCCUUCGCCGCGCUCUCGGCGUCUGGAAGCUUCUUCCAAGCCUCCACACACGGCGACGUCUACCUCUCCAAAUGCAAAGGCUCGACUGGCCAACGAAGAACCGGCGACCUCUUCGACUUCGUCCACGUUCUUCGCCCAGGAGACAGCAGCAGGCCUUGUCUGCAGACAACGCAUCGUCGUCGCGCCCACCCUGGUGCCGGGUCCGUGCUCGCAGAAGGGUGGAGCGUCACCUCGAGGGUGGGCAAAGGCGGACGUCUCUGAGAAGGAAUGCGUGGAAGUCAGGACGAAAAAACCUACGCUCAUAUGCCCUUCUGGUCGCGUUGCAGAUGACGCAUUUGUCACAUCUCGAUGUGAACAGGUAGGCUCGAGCUGCAGAGACGCUUUCAGUCCUAGGACGAAGCACCUGAUCCUACGCGCGACUGAGUGGGCGGCUUCUCUCGCUGGGAAGUUACGAGUGACAACAGGAAGCGAAGUGCCAUGCGUAGAACAUGACCGCUGUGGCGAGACUUCGAUAUCCUAG